Molecule: messenger RNA, 2270 nt
Organism: Hyaena hyaena (striped hyena)
Lineage: Eukaryota; Metazoa; Chordata; Mammalia; Carnivora; Hyaenidae
Gene: MRPL53
Product: mitochondrial ribosomal protein L53
Exons: 3
Coding region: 27-365 (112 amino acids)
Cellular component (GO): mitochondrial large ribosomal subunit
Source: RefSeq, a predicted model, not a curated record
CGAGGCCUUCCGGUGCGAAGGUCACCAUGGCGGCCUCCUUGGCUCGGCUCGGGCUCCGGUCUGUGAAGCAGGUUCGGGUUCAAUUCUGCCCCUUCGAGAAGAAUGUAGAGUCGACGAGGACCUUCCUCCAGGCGGUGAGCAGCGAGAAGGUCCGUUCCACCAACCUCAACUGCUCGGUGAUUGUGGACGUGAGGCACGACGGCUCCGAGCCCUGCGUGGACGUGCUGUUCGGAGACGGGCAUCGCCUGAUUAUGCGCGGCACCCACCUCACCGCCCAGGAAAUGCUCACAGCCUUUGCCUCCCACAUCCAGACUAGGGCUGCGGCGAGCAGCGGGGAGAAGCCAGGCGCUGGUACCGGGCGCUGACAGUGCAGAAGAGAUCAACAAGCCGAUUUUAGCUUGGGAUUGCUAGGACGCUUACCUAAGAGUUUGAGAGACUUCAUCACUCGAAUCACAGUCUGGAGGGCCACGGAGCGCCGGAAAGAAAAAAAGAGCGAGCCCUGGGACUACUGAUCCAACCAGCGUUUCUGAAAAGAGACACGAUGAGAGAGGGGUCUGCACAAACUUGAAUUGAUUUCAUUUUCUUACCAUCACUCCCUGCUGAACCCUUUUGAAUUUGGCUUUUCCCACCACUCACUCAAGGUGCCUAUUGCUCUUAUUAGCCAAAUCCAGUGCUGUUUUUCUCGGUCCUCAUAUUUCCAUCUCAGUAGGAUCCGCCGCUUUUAAUUUGCUCCCUUGUGGAAGUUCCCUUCCUCGUGGGUCUUUUUUUCUUUUAACCAUAAAACUGUGCUUCUUUCAUCCUUCAUUUUUGUGUCUAUUUCUGAGCAUUUCAUUCUGUCAUAACUUGAACUCUGGGGUUAAAUCCUACAUUUCUGUUUGGCUCUAAUCUCAACUACUGUGCUAUUGUCAGGUUCCUUACUAGCAGUUUCCUCCAAACCCCACCCACACUCCUUUGUCCAAAAUAGCAUUGAUAAUCUUACAUACACAUAUACUUGCCUCUUCCCCUGACUUCCCCAUUCCUUCAUCUGCUUUAUCUCCUCAGCAACCUGGGCUGGAAACCACAGCAUUGCCUCUGCUUCUGCCCUCUCUCUUUCCCUGCAUAUCUAGUCAAUAAAUUCAGAAUAUUCUUUUUUAAACAAAAGCUUCUGAAGUGUUUUCUCCGUUCCCAUUCACUUUCCUGUAUCAUUGUAUUAUCCCACCCAAUCUCCAUUUUUUCUGACCAUUUUGCUGCUGCUUAAUUUUGUCUUUCAAAGCUGGUCGCUGUUUUUAUGUCUUCCUGCUACUUGUUUCACACUGUGCCUGAUGUGUUUUUCAUACUGGGUUACCAACUCGUUAGUAUGGAUCGUGAAAUCAAUUUAGAGGGUUAAAUCAGCAUUUCAGAAACAAAGUAAAAUAGAAUAAAAAAUAUCAGAGUGCAUGGCACAGAAAGGGAAGCACUCUUUUAAGAAAUUUAAGCUUUCAGCAUAAUCAUGAAUAUAUACAUAUAAAACAUGAAGUAUGUUGAUGUGUGCAUAUCUGCAGGUACUUGGUUGCAGAAUAGAACUGUUUCUUACCACGGGUUGUAGGAAAAAAUGGUUGAUGGUACUGGUUUAGAGAACUUGAGAAUGCUUAGACAAUCAAGGAUCUCUAGACACUGGCUGCCGUGUACUUUGCCAAAUACUUUGCUAUAGCAUUACUACACUGCUUCUCUGCUUAAAAGGGUACUAUCUUCAAGAGCUGUUAUUCCCCUCCCCCCUUAAAAAAGAAACUACUGAAAAACAAACCAGAAACCUACCGGGAGGCAGUAUGGGGUAGUAAAGAGCCAGGAUUCCUGGGGUUGAAAUCUUAGCUUUGCCCUUAAGUAGUUCUGUGAUUGUGGAAAAAUUAGUCUCUCAGUGCCUGUUUCCUCAUUUGUAAAAUUGGGGUAAUGGUACAUAUAUUCUAGGACUGUUGAGAAGAUUAAAUGAGUUGCUAUUUUUAAGUGCCUAGAACAUUACCAGGAGUGUGAGUGUUACCUAAGAGGCCUUAUGCUAUAGCCAAAAGUAUACUGACAGCCUAGAUUUGAGUUCCCCCAACUUGACGGCUAGCUGGCUUUUCUCUCUGGCUAGACUUUACUGCUCUCCUCAUCUGUAAAAAUGGGGGUGUUUCAGAUAUUGCUGUAAACAUAGAUUGAAUGCUGGCACUGUGAACCUGAGGUUGGGGCUGUUUUCUCUGUGUCCCUAGCACUUUGCAUAGUGCCUGAUACACAGCGUGCAAUUAACAUUUGUCACAUUUACAAAUAUUUACCAUCUA